Messenger RNA from Frankliniella occidentalis (western flower thrips), 2762 nucleotides. Its product is annotated as nibrin. The record is from RefSeq and is a predicted model, not a curated record. Lineage: Eukaryota; Metazoa; Arthropoda; Insecta; Thysanoptera; Thripidae. The transcript has 11 exons. Bases 244 to 2520 code for a protein of 758 amino acids. Gene Ontology annotation, molecular function: protein binding; damaged DNA binding. Gene Ontology annotation, cellular component: Mre11 complex. Gene Ontology annotation, biological process: mitotic G2 DNA damage checkpoint signaling; double-strand break repair via homologous recombination.
AUUGACAGUGUUUUGUUUUCCCUUCACGUCACACAAAUACAAGUUGCGACAAGUAGCAUGGCCUAUGUUUUUCUAUUUUGUCGUGUUUCUAAUCUCUAACCUUUGUUCAAUGCGCCCAACGUUAUGACUCUUAAAUCUGCAUUUUGCAACAGAUUUACAGAUUCAUAGAAGUCCUAUUCUAAGUACAGCCGAAGGCCGUCGACAUCCUUUGUUGUUUUGCACUGACAGACUUAGACUUUUAACAUGUGGUGUUUAGUAUCAUCAACCGGCCAAGUGUCGUACAACAUCACUCCUGGUAAAGUCCACACUGUCAGCCGGAAAGUUGGUGAUAUUAUCUUGGCCAAUGAUCAAUCAGUUAGUCGAAAACAUGCCUUUCUUGAAGUGAAAUAUCCAGUCACAGAUGGCAUAUAUGUCUGGGAUGACAAUUCUAAAUAUGGUAGUUUCGUUAAUGAUGGUAUCAAAUCAAAUGUUAGACUAGAAAAAGAGAAAAAAUAUACUCUGCGGGAGGGUGACACGGUGCGCUUUGGACUUCAAGAUAAUAUUUGGACUUUAAAACGAGAAGUACCUCUUGUGUAUGGGCACAUGCUGAAACCUCCUGAACUAAAGAAAAUUAUAUCAGCAGUUUCUAAAAGUGGAGGUAAAUAUGCCGGAAAGUGGACAAAAGAUAUCACCCAUCUCUGCACAAACACUCUCCAUCUUACUCAUGAGAUCAUGUGCACCUUAGCAUCUGCUAAACCUAUAGUUACUCCAUUGUUCUGGGAGCAUUACACCUUAAUGUUGGCUGGAAAAGGAGCACUUGCAGAUCCUGCUAAAUUUAUUCCUACAAUUCACGAUUCUGAAUUGUCAGGAAGAGAAAAUUUAUGCCUUCCAAAUGCAGCUCGAAAAUCUCUCUUCAAAGACAAACUUUUUAUCAUUCCUUACUCUAAAAAUUUUGAAAUAUUAAAAACAAUAAUAGAACUGGCAGGAGGAAAAGCAAUUAAGCUUUCUGACUGCAAACUACCUAGAGAAGAUUAUUGCAAACCAAAUGUUGUACUUUUGAAAUGUCCUGAUAGCUCAGAGGAAACAGCCCUUUACAAACAAGUUUUAAAUAAAGUAUCAGAGAGUAGAAGGCAUGCCGUUCCAGAAGAAGACAUUGGACUUGCUCUUUGGAAAGUAUCCACAGAGAAGUACUGCAAUCCUGCUUUUUCUUCCAGUCAGAUUUUACGCAAUCCAUUGGAAACUCCCUCACAACCAGACACUGGCGCAACCUUAGUUCAAGAUACAGAGGAUGUGCGUGGUGCAUCCACAGGACAAACUGAAACAGACCAAUCUCUGGUAAUACCACCGUCAUGUUCUGAUAAUAUGUAUUCAACUGACAAUACAACUCAAUCCCUCAGUGUUAGACCUGUAGCUCAAAGAAAAGUUGAAACAUCUGAACCUGCUCCUGGCCCAUCUCGUAAAAGGUACAGUGAAGAGAAUUCUGAAAACGUCAGUGGUCAAAGGUCAAAAUCUGUUAAAAGUGAACCCAAAAGUCAAGAAGACGAAGACUUGUUUGCUGAUGAUGCUACGGAACCGAGUUUGAGUAAUAUUAGUGUUGGUGCUACAAUUGUACCUGAACCAAGUAUGAGCAACGUUAGUAUUUGUGUUACAAAUACACCCCGUUCAAAGGUGGAAAAGAUACAAGCUCAUAGUAGAGAUGAUGAUGAUGAUGACGACUUCUUCCUCCCAUCUCCCCCGAAGAGAAAGAAGCCUAAGAAGUCAGAAGUUACAGAUGAUAUGUUUGAUUUACCAGAACCACCUCCAACCCAAGUUUCUAAAAAUAAUAUUGAAGAUGAUGACUUCGAUUUACCCUCUCCCAGAAAACUAUCUCUGAAUUCUAAAAGGGCCAAUAAAUCAGCAAAUUCUUCUGCUCUUAAUCAAAGUGAUGACAUGUUUCAAAGUCUGGAGUCAACUUGUGGGGCUUCUACAUCACAUUCAGCAAAAAGAAAGGGAAGAAAUGACUCUGAAUCUGAAGUUCCCCCUCCGAAGCGGCCUACCAAUGGAUGUGUUGAUAUCACCAAUGUACAUGGAUCAACAGUUGCCCCACACAUCAAAACCAAUAAUUUUAUAUCUAAAACUGAUAUUAAACGUAUCAAAAAGGAGGAAUCAGAUCAAGAACAAAAUGAUGAGGAUGAAAUUUGUAUCAGACUUCAAGCAAAGGUUGUUCUUGUUCCUCUUUUAAUUAGGCCAAGAGAAUCCCCAAAAUUAGACAAUUCUAAAAGCACUAAUUCUUCAGUGAAAAAUUUUAAAAAAUUCAGAAAGAAUUGGGGAGGAAAUAACUCAGCCGAUCGACACCAGGUCACAACUAAUCGUGUGCUCAUAACAACUACUGCCAAUAGGUCUAGUUUUAGCACCAAUGCCAAUUCAGAUGAAGAUGAAGAUGAUCCAUUUUCACCUGAAAGACCUGUCCAACGUCGUACCAAUGGCAAUACCCGCAAUAACGUUCAUCAUUCUGAAGAUGAAGAUGAUGAGUUUGCUCUUCCCUCAUUCUCUCAAGUCUAAUGUUUUUCUUCAGUAUUAUUUUUCUUACAUUUUAUAGUUUAAACGUUGUACAAUACUUCAAAAUAUGUAGCAUGUUAUUUGAAUUGCAUCUUCUUAAAGAAACCUCAGAAAAUCAAAAAUGCAGAAGUUUUCUGUUGUACAGUUCUUUUCUUUUUUAUCUACUAAACUAUCUGCUCCAGCUAUUAUGGAGCUCUGCUUUUUUGGAGUUUAUAUUAUUCUCAAUAAAAGAAAAAGAAUCCUCU